AUGGUUGACCCUAGCAUUGAUGUUGUCAGCAUCGCAAACCCUAUAUUCAUUGGAAUGCUGUUCUUCUUCCUUAUAUACGGAGGCACUAUUGUGCAGACUGUAUAUUACCUACUGAACUACUCUGACGAUCGCCUUUCAUUAAAAUUUUUGGUCGCAGGUCUAUCCCUUCUUGAUACUGUAAAGGCAUUUGUGGAUGGGAAGAUGUUCUGGUUCUAUCUGAUCCAGAAUCACGGAAAUAAAAUUGGGGUAUCUGCUGUCACACCAUGGGUCGGUGUCCAGAAUAUACUUUCAGUGCGUUCUGUGCCCUUCUGGUUUAGUGCAUAA
This is a messenger RNA of Fibroporia radiculosa, 324 nucleotides long. RefSeq lists its product as uncharacterized. Lineage: Eukaryota; Fungi; Basidiomycota; Agaricomycetes; Polyporales; Fibroporiaceae. The record is from RefSeq and is a predicted model, not a curated record. The transcript is spliced from 7 exons. Bases 1 to 324 code for a protein of 107 amino acids.